AUGAUGUCCAGAACCCUUCUCAUCAGCCUAUUUGCCUUGGCAUUCAGUGGCCUUGCUUCUGCGUCCGUCUUCUUACCAUAUGAGGCAAGAGGAUCGGCAGCACGAUUCUCAAAGUUCUCGAAGACACUUCCCAGAGACAAUUCCUCGUACAAGCAAGUUGCCAGAAUGCGUCGUGCGUACUCCACAAAUGGAGCCGCAGUAGCUAUUCCAGGUUAUGGAAUUGCCGAACAAGUCUUCGUUGGUGGGUUCCAGAACUUCCUCAGCAUCUACAAUAUUGUCAUCACUGGUCGCAUCCUCUUGUCUUGGUUUCCUCAAGCACAGAGUGUUGGCAUUCUUCAGCCGAUUUACCAAAUCACAGACCCAUAUUUGAAUCUAUUCCGAAACAUCAUUCCACCAAUCUUUGGUUUGGAUUUGAGUCCUCUUCUUGCAUUCUUUCUGCUCAACGCGUUGACUUCGGCAACUGCUGCAGUUGGUGCGGACCUCACAAUUGAAGCAAAGAAGAAACUCCAAACCACUCGAGUGUUCGCCUCACUAUAA
Molecule: messenger RNA, 537 nt
Organism: Cylindrotheca closterium
Lineage: Eukaryota; Bacillariophyta; Bacillariophyceae; Bacillariales; Bacillariaceae
Source: the annotation of a GenBank genome assembly